AUGCCUGAUUUCAAGAUCUCCGCAUCCCUUGAAGGCCAUGGCGAUGAUUACGGCUUUGGAAGCUCGUCUCUACCCAACCCCCCCUCAUAUGACUACACAAUAACUGCACAUGGCCAGGCUUUCAUCAACAGUCUAGCCUACCUGCAACCUACAACUAAGUAUCCAGAGGGCCUCAUUCUGUCUGGUGGACAGGAUACCAUAAUUGAAGCCCGUCAACCCGGGAAGAGAUCGGAUGACAAUGCGGAUGCGAUGCUUCUGGGCCAUGCCCACAACGUCUGUGCUCUGGAUGUGUCACCCGAUAGCGGAUGGAUCGUCAGUGGUAGCUGGGACUCGUCGGCUCGGAUCUGGACGGUUGGGAAGUGGGAGACUGAUGUCGUAUUGAAUGGCCAUGAAGGAAGCGUUUGGGCUGUGCUGGCCUACGAUAACAACACCGUUAUCACCGGCUGCGCCGACAAGAUGAUUCGCAUAUUCAAUACCUCCGGAAAGCUCCUUGCCAGUAUACAAAACUCCAAUGACGUCGUGCGGGCCCUCUGUAGGGUCCCCUCAUCGAACCCGACCGGAGCGCAGUUUGCAUCGGCCAGUAAUGAUGGCAUUAUUCGUCUAUACACUCUGCAGGGCGAUUUGGUCGCUUCUCUUCAUGGCCACGAGAGCUUCGUCUAUUCUUUGGCUGCGCUGCCUUCCGGUGAGCUAGUGAGCUCAGGCGAAGAUCGAACCGUUCGAGUAUGGAACGGCAUUCAGUGCGUUCAAACCAUUACCCACCCUGCCAUCUCGGUUUGGAGUGUUGCUGCAUGUAGGGAAACGGGUGACAUCAUUACCGGCGCUAGUGAUCGCAUUGCGCGUAUUUUCAGCCGAAGUCCGGAGCGACAGGCGGCACCGGAGGUUAUUGAGUUGUUUGAUCAGGCUGUCAAGGAGUCAGCCAUUCCUGCGCAACAAGUUGGCAAUAUCAACAAGGAGCAAUUGCCCGCCCGGAGUUCCUUAAGCAGAAAUCAGGAACGAAAGAGGAUGAUCAAUGAACCUGAUGGCAGCAUCACGGCUCAUACUUGGUCAGCAGCCACACAGGAGUGGAUUGCAGUUGGCACCGUGGUGGAUUCGGCAGGAAGCAGCGGUCGCAAAACGGAAUACCUUGGGCAGGAUUAUGAUUAUGUCUUCGAUGUCGAUAUCGAAGAUGGCAAGCCUCCGCUCAAACUCCCCUACAAUGCCUCACAGAAUCCUUACGAAGCAGCCACCAAGUUCAUCGGCGACAACGAGUUGCCUAUGACAUAUCUGGACCAGGUUGCAAACUUCAUCACACAGAACACUCAGGGUGCAACUUUGGGCCAAUCUCAAGAUGCGGCUCCUCCCGGCUCAGACCCCUGGGGCUCUGAUCGACGAUACCGUCCUGGAGACGCUUCAGCCGCCGAGAAUACUCCAUCGUCCACUCCUGAGGAGCGCACACAUGUUCUUCCACAAAAGACGUAUCUUUCUAUCCGUUCAGCAAACCUCAAAGUCAUUACGAGAAAGCUCCAGGAAAUCAAUGAGAAGCUUCUAUCCGAAGGUGCUAAGGACAAAGCAUUGACCCCUUCAGAGAUACAAGACAUCGUGGCUCUGUGCGGCAAGUUAGAGUCCUCCCAGCAGCUCCCAGACUCCCCAGCGGUCGAAGCUGGAGUUCCGCUGGUGUUCAAGGCCGCUACGGCAUGGCCCACUGCGAACAGGCUCCCGGGACUGGAUCUUCUUCGUCUGCUGGCUGCCGCUGCACCUUUCGCCGCGACCACGGAGUUUAAUGGUGACGACCUCGUGACAGGGCUUCUGACCAGCCGGGUUUUCGACACGCCGCUCAACGUCAACAAUGCAAUGCUUUCUGUCCGAACCUUUGCCAACCUUUUCGAAACAACCGCUGGACGGUCCCUGGCUAUGAACACAUUCGAGCAAAUUUUAACCGGUGUGAGAUCUGCUCUAUCCAACAGUGGCGACUCGCCCAACCGUAAUCUCACUAUCGCUGUUACCACCUUGUACAUCAACUUCGCUGUCUACCUUACCUCGGAUGGCCGGGCAUCGGCCCCUGAAUCCGCGGAACGCGGUCUGAUCCUCCUCGAGGAACUUUGCGAGAUAGUUGCGGGCGAGAAGGACUCCGAGGCAGUCUACCGAGGUCUGGUCUCUCUGGGGACUCUGGUCAAGGCUCUAGGAGCCGAGGUUAAGAGUGCAGCGAAAGAUAUCUUUGAGAUCGAAAGUAUCCUAUCACGCGUCUCUUCAUCGGCUGUUGGAAAAGAGCCCCGAGUGAAGGGCAUCAUUGGCGAGAUCAAGGAAACUCUUCAAGUCUGA
Messenger RNA from Penicillium maclennaniae, 2298 nucleotides. RefSeq names its product WD repeat PLAP family protein. Gene Ontology annotation, biological process: ubiquitin recycling; proteasome-mediated ubiquitin-dependent protein catabolic process. The transcript has 4 exons. Gene Ontology annotation, cellular component: cytoplasm; nucleus. The record is from RefSeq and is a predicted model, not a curated record. Lineage: Eukaryota; Fungi; Ascomycota; Eurotiomycetes; Eurotiales; Aspergillaceae. Gene Ontology annotation, molecular function: ubiquitin binding. The coding region runs from base 1 to 2298 and encodes 765 amino acids.